Messenger RNA from Echinops telfairi (small Madagascar hedgehog), 693 nucleotides. It is a transcript of the gene FOXL3, whose product is annotated as forkhead box L3. Lineage: Eukaryota; Metazoa; Chordata; Mammalia; Afrosoricida; Tenrecidae. The record is from RefSeq and is a predicted model, not a curated record. The transcript is spliced from 3 exons. Gene Ontology annotation, biological process: anatomical structure morphogenesis; regulation of transcription by RNA polymerase II; cell differentiation. Gene Ontology annotation, molecular function: DNA-binding transcription factor activity, RNA polymerase II-specific; RNA polymerase II cis-regulatory region sequence-specific DNA binding. Bases 1 to 693 code for a protein of 230 amino acids.
AUGUUCGACAGUUCCCAGUACCCCUACAACUGCUUCAACGACGCUGAGGACUUCCCCGCCGGCCCUGAGCAGGAGAAGCUGCUCUCCCGGCCGGCAUACAGCUACAUCGCACUCAUCGCCAUGGCCAUCCAGCAGAGCCCAGAGGGCCGCGUGACCCUCUCGGGCAUCUACGACUUCAUCACGCGCCAGUUCCCCUACUACCGCGCCAACCAGCGCGCCUGGCAGAACUCCAUACGCCACAACCUGUCGCUCAACAGCUGCUUCGUCAAGGUGCCCCGGGCCGAGGGCCACGAGAAGGGCAAGGGCAACUACUGGACGUUUGCCGGCGGUUGCGAGUCGCUGCUCGACCUCUUUGAGAACGGGAACUACCGGCGGCGGCGCAGGCGACGCGGCCCCAAGCGGGCCUCCCGAGACGAGGGGCUCGGGGCAUCGUGCGCGGGCCUCGCGGGGGCACCCCAAGGCCCGCUCCAGUCCGCCGCCGGUGCGCCCAGGUCCCCGGUCCUGGCCCUCCCCACUGUGCCCCAGACUCCCGCCGUCCCUGCGGCGCUGGGGAAGUCCGACCAAAGGGACAUCAAAUUCAGCAUCGACUACAUCCUGUCCUCCCCGGGGCCGGGGUCGCCCCACCCCACGCAGGUGGGCAAGCGUCCCCGGAUUCAGUCAGAGCUGACCAGCCUCCGUUUCUGGGCAAUGUGA